AUGAAACUCCUUUAUCCAAACUCAAUCGACAUCGACGUCAAGAGCCUGGAGGGGUUCAACGUCUCUCUCCACCAGUAUGACAUAAAAGCCGACAUUCCAGAAGAGCACACCGACGCCGAGAUCCUGGUGACCUGGACCAACCCAGUUCCACAGCUGAAGGUGGAAGCCAAACGCCUCAAGAAUCUCCGCUGGAUCCAGUCCCUGGCGGCAGGGCCAAACGACGUGCUCAGCGCAGGGUUCGAUACGUCCAAAGUGAUCAUCUGCACGGGGUCGGGUCUGCACGACCACACGGUCGCCGAGCACACGUUGGGCCUCCUUCUCAACGCGGCCCGUCGCUUCUUCGAAAUGCGCGACUACCAGCUCCAGGGCAAGUGGCCGGCCCACCUCGGCGGCGCGCAGCCAGACAGGCCCAAGGGCAAGUUCACCACGCUGCAAGACGCCAACAUCCUCGUGUGGGGCUUUGGCAACAUCGCGAAGCAGCUGGCGCCCUGGCUCACGGCGCUGGGCGCCAACGUCAAAGGCCUCGCGCGUCGCUCGGGCGUGCGUCAAGGUACCGAAGUGUACAGCGAGGACAAGCUGAGCGAGCUCCUACCGACCACAGACGCCCUGGUCAUGAUCCUGCCAGGGGACGAGUCGACCAAGAACGCGCUCAACGCAGAGCGCUUGAAGCUCCUGCCGAACCAUGCGUGGAUCGUGAACGUGGGUCGAGGAACGUCGAUUGACGACCAAGCACUGGUGUCGGCCUUGGAGAAGGGCGAGAUUGGCGGUGCAGCGCUGGAUGUCUUCGUCACGGAGCCUCUGCCGGAAGAUUCACCGUACUGGAAGACGCCGAACACCAUCGUCAGCCCCCACGCGGCGGGAGGCAGACCGCAGAAUCCAGAGACUUUGAUUGCGUACAACCUGAGACGCUUCCUGGCAGGGCAAGAACUGAAGAAUGUCAUUUAG
Messenger RNA from Exophiala spinifera, 945 nucleotides. RefSeq lists its product as uncharacterized. Bases 1 to 945 code for a protein of 314 amino acids. The record is from RefSeq and is a predicted model, not a curated record. Gene Ontology annotation, molecular function: NAD binding. The transcript has a single exon. Lineage: Eukaryota; Fungi; Ascomycota; Eurotiomycetes; Chaetothyriales; Herpotrichiellaceae.